This is a messenger RNA of Mugil cephalus (flathead mullet), 2885 nucleotides long. It is a transcript of the gene p2rx2, whose product is annotated as purinergic receptor P2X, ligand-gated ion channel, 2. The transcript has 12 exons. Gene Ontology annotation, molecular function: extracellularly ATP-gated monoatomic cation channel activity; ATP binding; purinergic nucleotide receptor activity. Gene Ontology annotation, cellular component: plasma membrane; nuclear inner membrane. Gene Ontology annotation, biological process: monoatomic cation transmembrane transport; response to ATP. The record is from RefSeq and is a predicted model, not a curated record. Bases 145 to 1392 code for a protein of 415 amino acids. Lineage: Eukaryota; Metazoa; Chordata; Actinopteri; Mugiliformes; Mugilidae.
AUCUAGAGAUGCUUGACAGAGAUGCAGGCUGACACUGGGCAGGAGCGGAGACUGAGAAGGAGAAAUAAUGAGAGAAUUAUAAAGCUAGCCGGACUGGUGGACUGAUAGAAAACAGAAAUAGGCUGCACAAGGACAUUUGAAGAUAUGGCUGAAACAUUUCAUACAUUCAUCACAGGUCUUUGUGGCUUUAUAAAAGAUUAUUUUCACUCGUUCUGGGACUAUGAGACCCCGAAGGUGAUGGUGGUUAAAAACAGAACUCUUGGAGUCAUUUACAGGGGCGUUCAGUUCCUUGUUAUCACCUAUUUCAUCUGGUACGUCUUUAUUAGUCAGAAAGCGUACCAAGAGAGUGAAACCCGUCCAGAGAGCUCUGUUUACACGCUUAUGAAAGGCACAGCAGCUCACGGAGAUGAUAUCCUGGACACCGCGGAGUAUGCUCGACCAUCAGAGGGUGGCGACGUGAUCAGUACAUUACUGAGAAGAGAAUUCACAUAUGAUCAGAAGCAAGGCACCUGCGCUGAGCAUUUUGAAGUUGCCAAUGCAAACUGCACAAAAGACUCUGACUGUGUUGAAGGGGAGGUUGACUUUGAUGGCCAUGGCAAACGGACCGGGAGAUGUGUUCAGUACUACAACUACACUUUCAAAACAUGUGAGAUCCAAAGCUGGUGUCCCAUUGAGGAGUAUGCUGUAGUACGAGAGCCGCCAUUAGUGGAAGCCAUCAACUUCACAGUGUUCAUCAGGAACUCUAUCCACUUCCCCAAAUUUAAAGUGUUAAGGGGAAAUAUAAAGGAUGCUUCAACCAAGCGUGAAGUUAAGAGAUACCUCAAUAAGUGUAACUAUGAUAAGGAGAAAGAGCCCUACUGCCCAAACUUCAGCCUGGGCUACAUUGCAGCACAAGCAAGGGAAAAUUUCAGCGAGCUCUGCAGGACUGGAGGAGUGAUAGGGGUGUUCAUCAACUGGGAUUGUAACCUGGACCUCGAUCCUUCAUACUGUAAACCUACAUAUUCAUUCCGCCGUCUUGACCUCCGAAAGGAUCUGACCAACUAUGGUUACUACUACAGGUUUGCUAAAUAUUACAGGAAGGAUGGGGUCGAGUCCCGGACGCUAAUCAAGGCCAUUGGCAUCCGUCUAGAUAUCAUAGUCCAUGGACAUGCUGGUAAAUUUAGUCCCAUUCCAACCAUCAUCAGCACAGUCACUGCUCUGACUUCAGUUGGGAUUUGCUCCAUUAUCUGUGACUGGAUCAUGCUGACAUUUAUCGACAAGAACGAAGUUUACAGCAUUAGAAAGUUUGACGAGGUGAUCAAGGCGCCCGCAGUAUCCAUUUCCACUGAGCUCAGCUUCAUCAACAGCUAUGGCUCAAACCAUUCGGACCUGUCAGACGGUGUGCCGCUGUGAUGCCAUCGCAGGUUGCCUCAGUCCUCUCUGGCCAAGCGCGACGACUCUCCUCUAGCAACAGCAACCGCUUCUGAGGCGUCUGCAGCAGCUCACUGACUGACACUGACAUCAGGUUGUUGUAAAGUGGGAUAAAUUAAUCAAGAACGUCAUCCUCAUGGGCAUCUUCCUGAGAGAUGGUUGUCUCUCUGUGUUUCUGUCUCACAAAUUCAGUUCAUAUAUCUCCUCAAAAACUGAUGGACCUCAACUGUUCACAAGUGGAAUAAACUCCAACUUGAUCUGACUAAAUAUACCAUGUACAAUAGCAUUAGAGAAUGUGUUUAUUUUCUUUAUAUAUAUAUACAACAAAAAAAUGUACACUGUCAUGAAGAGCAGACUUAUAAACCAUACAACCUACCAUAUAUCCAUGUAUUACAGGCAGUCAAUCCAUCAAUAAAUAUGCUUUAUUGCCUUGUGUUUCAGACGUUAGCAUUCCUACAACAUAUUUCUUGGACACAAAAUAACAUUAAAUAUCUCUGACGUUAGCUGUUAUAAGGAUAAAACAGCCUGCUGUGUUUGAAGAAUAUUCGGAUUCAUUUCACUUUCAUCUUUUGACCUGACGUGAACAGCAGACUGAGAGGGAAACUGCGCACCAGGAGAACAAUGAGCAGUAAUCCAAUAACGCAGACAUUUCCCAUAAAAUGGUUCCUCUAACAAGAUAAUGGCAAAGUGUGAAUCCAUCCCGAGGCCUGAGAGCAAUACAAAUGUCAGUGGUAAAAAAAAAAAAAAAAAAAAUGACUGAAGACUGAAGUCUUAUGGAUCAAUAUCUGCCACAAUCAAGAGAUGCACAAUGGACAGACUCCUGUCAGUUUGGAAAAAGCAUUUUUGUGACAAAAUUUUACAAGUGGAUUGUUAAUUGAUUUCAUGGUAGUGGAUAUUUAACAUGUGCUGAAGUGAUGGUGCUCUCAUUCCCUCUUUCAGCAUCCUACUGUAAAUGUACAGCAGGUGUCGGCAAGAACCUCUAAGUAAGCCAAUCUAAUUGUGCCUCAGUUCAACCUGAAAUGUGAUUAGAUGUCUGGGACACACCCAUGAGCAGGCAAAGUGAGUCAUCUGUGUGUGUGCAGCGGGGUUUAAGUAAUGGAACCACAUGGGUCAAGAGGACUAUGAUCCAGACUUAGCCACAGUAAUUACUAACCACAAAUUCACCGACUCGUGUAAGAUUUUUUUUUUUUUUUUUUUAACUAUAUUGUUAUUACAGGAAAAAUCUAAUUGUCAAGCAGCCAGAAAUCUUUUCAUAUUAUCACACUUCUGUUGUGGGUCAGAAAACGACUUUCACUGUUUUGGUUGGUCCAGUACGCAGUUCUGUCAGAUUUUCUUCCAUGUCUGUACAUGUCUGUGUGGUAGACACUGAACAUUAUGGAAGGCUUUGUAUCUUCCUUUUGUGCGUUUUUUCCUCCCCUCCUCUCUCUGUUGUGUUUUUAUUGUGAUUUGUUCCCUGUGGGUCUGAAAUAAAGAAA